Molecule: messenger RNA, 7470 nt
Organism: Oryctolagus cuniculus (rabbit)
Lineage: Eukaryota; Metazoa; Chordata; Mammalia; Lagomorpha; Leporidae
Source: RefSeq, a predicted model, not a curated record
UUGCGGGACGCCGUAGCACCUCUCCCGCCCCUGCUCAGCGCCGGGCGAACAUGGCGGCCUCCGAGUCCGCGGGGGCUCUGAGUUCAGGCUCGGCAGAGGGCGAGGAGGAGACGAUUCUGUACGAUUUGCUGGUCAACACCGAAUGGCCACCGGAGACAGAAGUCCAGCCUAGAGGCAACCGAAAUCAUGGUGCAUCGUUUUUCAUCACAAAAGCAAUUAGAGAUCAUUUGUUGUUUUUACGCCAAUACAUCUGGUACAGCCCUGCACCUUUCUUGCUCCCUGAUGGACUGGUUCGCUUGAUUAAUAAACAGAUAAACUGGCAUUUAGUACUUGCAAGCAAUGGAAAGCUUUUGGCCGCUGUUCAAGACCAGUGUGUGGAGAUCAGGUCUGCAAAAGAUGAUUUUACAUCUGUUAUUGGGAAAUGUCAAGUUCCGAAAGACCCGAAACCCCAGUGGCGACGUGUAGCAUGGAGUUACGAUUGUACCCUGCUGGCUUAUGCUGAAAGCACAGGAACGGUGCGGGUGUUUGAUCUCGUGGGAAGCGAGCUCUUCGUCAUCUGCCCGGCAUCUAGUUUUGUAGGUGAUUUGAGCUAUGCCAUUGCUGGGUUAAUAUUUUUAGAAUACAAAGCAAGUGCACAGUGGUCUGCAGAACUCUUGGUCAUCAAUUACCGAGGAGAGCUUAGAAGUUACCUUGUAAGUGUUGGAACACAUCAGAGCUACCAAGAGAGUCACAGUUUCAGUUUCAGUAGUCAUUAUCCUUGUGGAAUCAACACAGCUAUUUACCAUCCUGGUCACAGACUUUUACUAGUUGGUGGAUGUGAAACUCCUGGAGUAGGAAUUUCCAAAGCUGCUAGCUGUGGCCUUUCUGCCUGGAGAGUUCUUUCAGGGUCACCUUAUUAUAAGCAGAUUACUAAUGGUGGUGACAAGGUGACCACGGUGCCGAAGACACUCGGAUUAUUAAGGCUGUUAGGUACUAAGCUAUACAGUCGCCAGGGACAAGAACAGGAUGGAAUCUUUAAGAUGAGCCUGUCUCCAGAUGGGAGCCUUCUUGCCGCCAUUCACUUCUCUGGGAAACUGAGCAUCUGGGCCAUCCCAUCUCUGAAGCAACAGGGAGAGUGGAGUCAACAUGAGCAGCCAGGCUAUGAUGGACUCAAUCCUGACUGGAGGCUCUCUACUGAGAAAAGAAAAAAAGUAAAAGAUAAAGAGUCCUUUUACCCACUGAUAGAUGUCAACUGGUGGGCAGAUGGUGCAGUUACUUUGGCUCGAUGCUCUGGUGCUUUGACUGUUUCAUCUGUGAAAACUCUGAAGAAUUUACUAGGAAAAUCCUGUGAAUGGUUUGAACCAUCACCUCAAGUUACUGCUACCCAUGAUGGGGGAUUUUUAAGUUUGGAGUGUGAGAUUAAACUCGCCCCUAAACGGUCUCGCUUGGAGGUUCGGUCGGGAGAAGAAGAUGAGGGAGAAGAGGAUUCUGAUUCCGAUCAUGAAAUCUCUGCCAAGGCUCGCUACUUCGGCUACAUCAAACAGGGGCUUUACUUGGUGACUGAAAUGGAGCGAUUUGCACCCCCACGGAAGCGCCCACGAACCAUUACUAAAAAUUACCGUCUUGUGAGUUUGCGCUCCACGACUCCAGAAGAGCUUUAUCAGAGGAAGAUUGAAAGUGAAGAGUAUGAGGAAGCCUUGUCUUUGGCUCAUACCUAUGGCCUGGAUACUGAUCUCGUCUACCAGAGGCAGUGGAGGAAAUCAGCAGUCAACAUUGCUUCAAUUCAGAAUUAUUUGAGUAAAAUAAAGAAGCGGUCCUGGGUUCUCCACGAAUGCCUGGAAAGAGUUCCUGAGAAUGUGGAUGCUGCAAAAGAACUGCUUCAGUAUGGGCUGAAGGGCACAGACCUGGAGGCUCUGAUAGCAAUAGGGAAAGGAACAGAUGAUGGCAGAUUUACAUUACCUGGUGAAGUGGACAUUGAGAAUAUCUCCUAUGAGGAGCUUUCGCCGUCUGAGGAGGAGCCGGCCAAGAACAAAAAGGAAAAGGAGCUCAAGAAGAGACGGGAGCUGCUUCAGUUAGUGAACUUUGCAAAGUUGACACUGGAACAAAAGGAACUUUGUCGUUGUAGACUGAAAUUAUUAACCUACUUAGACCGACUUGCAACAUAUGAGGAAAUCCUGGGCGUGCCUCCUGCUUCUGAGCAGAGAUAUGAUGCGGAAUUCUUUAAGAAAUUCAGAAAUCAAAAUAUUGUUCUCUCAGCAAGAACUUAUGCUCGGGAAAGUAAUGUUCAAGCACUGGAAAUUCUGUUUACUUACCAUGGCUCUGACCUUCUUCCUCAUCGCCUUGCGAUUCUCUCCAACUUUCCAGAGACCACAUCACCACAUGAGUAUUCUGUUUUGCUACCGGAAGCUUGUUUUAAUGGUGAUUCCUUGAUGAUCAUUCCUUGGCAUGAACGUAGACACCGAGCUAAAGAUUGGUGUGAGGAGCUGGAGUGCAGAAUGGUUGUUGAGCCAAGUCGCCAAGAUGAAAGUGAAUUCUUAUAUGCUGCACAGCCUGCCUUGCUGAGCUACAGGACAGCCCCGCUUGCAGUCGAGAGCGUCAUGGACUGGUACCAGGCCAGGGCAGAGGAGGUAGAGCAUUAUGCCGGCCAGGUUGACUGCGCACUGUCACUUAUUCGACUCGGAAUGGAGCGGAAUAUUCCUGGCUUGCUGGCUCUGUGUGAUAAUUUGGUUACUCUGGAAACAUUGGUGUAUGAAGCCGGUUGUGACUUAACUCUAACCUUGAAAGAACUCCAGCAGAUGAAAGACAUUGAAAAACUGAGAUUACUGAUGAAUAGCUGUCCUGAGGACAAGUACGUGACAAGUGCCUACCAGUGGAUGGUUCCCUUUCUUCACCGUUGUGAGAAACAGUGUCCUGGUGUGGCCAGUGAGCUAUUAAAAGAAUAUUUAGUAACUCUAGCUAAAGGAGACCUAAAAUUUCCCCUGAAGAUAUUUCAGCAUUCCAAGCCUGAUCUGCAGCAAAAAAUUAUUCCUGACCAGGACCAACUGAUGGCAGUAGCUCUAGAGUGCAUCUAUAACUGUGAACGAAAUGACCAACUCUCUCUUUGCUAUGACAUAUUGGAAUGUCUUCCACAAAGAGGAUAUGGUCAUGAGACAGAGGUCACCACAACUCUUCAUGACAUGGUAGACCAAUUGGAACAAAUUCUCAGUGUAUCAGAGCUUUUGGAAAAACAUGGACUGGAGAAACCGAUUUCGUUUGUUAAAAACACUCAGUCUAGCUCAGAGGAGGCUCGCAAGCUGAUGGUUAGAUUGACCAGACACACAGGUCGGAAGCAGCCUCCUGUCAGUGAGUCCCAUUGGAGAACCUUGCUGCAAGACAUGCUAACCAUGCAGCAGAACGUGUACACGUGUCUGGAUUCCGAUGCUUGCUAUGAGAUUUUUACUGAAAGCCUUCUGUGCUCCAGCCGUCUGGAGAAUAUCCACCUGGCUGGGCAGAUGAUGCACUGCAGUGCUGCUUCUGUCAGCCCUGCGGUUGGUGUGGCCCCCAAAGGGAAACCCCAGUACAGGGUCAGUUACCAAAAAAGCAUUGACUUGGUUUUGGCUGCCAGCAGGGAGUACUUCAAUUCUUCGACCAACCUCACCGACAGCUGCAUGGAUUUGGCCAGGUGUUGUUUACAGCUGAUAACAGACAGACCCCCUGCUAUUCAAGAGGAGCUAGAUCUUAUCCAGGCCCUUGGGUGUCUUGAAGAAUUUGGGGUAAAGAUCCUGCCUUUGCAAGUACGACUGCGCUCUAAUCGGAUCAGCCUAAUUAAGGAGUGUAUUUCCCAGUCCCCCACGUGCUACAAACAAUCCAGCAAGCUCUUGAGCCUUGCAGAGUUGCUGAGGGUUGCAGGUGAAGACCCAGAAGAAAGGCGUGGACAGGUUCUCAUCCUUUUAGUAGAGCAAGCCCUUCGUUUCCAUGACUACAAAGCAGCCAAUAUGCAUUGUCAGGAGCUGAUGGCCGCAGGUUAUCGUAAAAGCUGGGAUGUUUGCAGCCAAUUAGGACAGUCAGAAGGUUACCAGGACUUGGCUACCCGCCAAGAGCUCAUGGCUUUUGCUUUGACACACUGCCCUCCUAGCAGCAUUGAACUUCUUUUGGCAGCUGGCAGCUCUCUACAAACAGAAAUUCUUUAUCAAAGAGUAAAUUUCCAGAUCCAUCCUGAAGGAGGGGAAGCUGUCAGUGUUUCGCCGUUAAUGAGUAAAUCACUACAAGAGGAUGAAGCGAGUGUUCCUGACAGCAGUUCAGCUGACCUAUUACACUGGACCACUGCUACCACCAUGAAAGUCCUUUCCAACACCACGACCACCACCAAGGCUAUGCUGCAGGCUGUUAGCGAUGGGCAGUGGUGGAAGAAGUCUCUAGCUUACCUUCGGCCCCUCCAGGGACAAGAAUUUGGUGGUGCCUAUCAAAUUGGAACUGUGGCCAAUGAAGACCUAGAAAAACAAGGGUGUCAUCCUUUUUAUGAGUCAGUCAUCUCCAAUCCCUUUGUCUCUGAGUCCGGAGUGACCUAUGAUGCCUAUCAGCACAUCCCAGAUGAAAGUUUUGCAGAAAUAUUGCUGAGAACUGGUAAAUUGGCAGAGGGGAAAACUGAAGGAGAAGUCUUUCCAACUACAGAAGUUCUGUUACAACUAGCAAGUGAUGCUUUGCCAAAUGACAUGACCUUGGCUCUUGCUUAUCUCCUUGCCUUACCACAGGUGUUAGAUGCUAACAAGUGCUUUGAAAAGCAGUCACACUCGGCUUUGUCACUGCAGCUGGCAGCAUAUUACUACAGCCUGCAGAUCUAUGCCCGAUUGGCUCCGUGUUUCACGGACAAGUGUCAUCCUCUUUACAGGGCUGACCCUAAGGAACUAAUCAAGGUUGUCACCAGUCACGUGACUCAACAUGGACAAGACUCCUGGCCCGAGGACCUUGUUUUGCUGACCAAGCAGUUACACUACUACAAUGAGCGUCUCCUGGAUUUCACUCAGGCUCAGCUGCUUCAGGGCCUGCGGAAGGGUGUUGAUGUGCAGCGGUUCACUGCAGAUGACCAGUAUAAAAGAGAAACUAUCCUUGGUCUGGCAGAAACCCUGGAGGAAAAUGUCUACAGCAUUGCGCUUUCUCUGGCACAACGGUACAGUGUUUCCCACUGGGAAGUUUUUAUGACCCAUUUGGAGUUCCUGUUCACCGAUAGUGGUUUGUCCACAGUAGAAAUUGAAAAGCGAGCCCAAGCCCUUCAUCUCUUUGAGACUUUGAAGACGGAUCCUGAAAGCUUCCACACACACAUGGUCAAAUACAUUUAUCCCACUAUUGGUGGCUUUGAUCACGAAAGACUGCUGUAUUAUUUCACUCUCCUGGAAAAUUAUGGCUGUGCAGAUUUUGGGAAAUCUGCCAUCAAACCAGAAACCCACAUUCGACUCUUGAAGAAAUUUAAGGUAGUUGCUUCAGGCCUCAAUUACAAAAAGCUGACGGAUGAAAAUCUGAGUCCCCUUGAAGCCCUGGAGCCAGUUCUUUCAAGUCAAAACAUCUUAUCUAUUUCCAAACUUGUUCCCAAAAUCCCUGAAAAGGAUGGACGGAUGCUUUCCCCCAGCUCUCUCUACACCAUCUGGUUGCAGAAGUUGUUCUGGACUGGAGACCCUCACCUAAUUAAGCAAGUCCCAGAGUCCUUACCGGAAUGGCUCCAUGCCUGCGACGUCUGCAUGAAGUACUUUGAUCGCCUCCACCCGGCUGACCUCAUUACUGUUGUGGAUGCCAUGACAUUUUCUCCUAAAGCUGUGGCCAAGAUUUUGUUGGCUGGAACAUGGCUCAUCUCAACUGUGAGGGAGUUGAUAAAUACAGUGGAGCAGAUAGAGCACUUGUACUGGGGAAGAACUGCUGUGUGGGUCACCUUCAGAGAGAAGUCAGAACCAUCACUGUACUCUGGAGAGGCAAUACGUGGGAGCAGAGUGCUGGCAGCGCUGGAGCUCUCUGUGGAAGCUCGUAAAGAGAUGACCAUAAAGGCCAUUAAGACAGUCAAACAUUUUAUUGAGAAGCCAAGGAAAAGAAAUGCUGAAGAAGACAUUCAGGAACCUAGUGAUUCCAGAAUUACCUAUGCAGAUACUCUGAACCACCUGGAAAAAUCACUUUCUCACCUGGAAACCCUCAGCAGUAGCUUCAUUGUUUCCAUGAAGAACAGUGAGCAGGAGACACUGCAGAAGUAUAGUAGCCAAUAUGAUCUGUCCCGAUCAGAAAAAGGGAAAAUUCAUGAUCAAGCUGUGACCAUGUGCUUAGACGGUCAGCCUCUGAAAAUGGUUCAGCAGCUUCUGGAGGUGGCUGUUGGCCCUCUUGACAUCUCACCCAAGGAUAUAGUGAAGAGUGCAAUCAUGAAAAUAAUAUCUGCCUUGAGUGGUGGCAGUGCUGACCUUGGAGGGCCCAGGGACCCUCUCCAAGUUCUGGAAGGUGUUGUUGCUGCAGUCCAUGCCAGUGUGGACAACGGGGAGGAGUUGGUCUCACCUGAGGACCUGCUGGAGUGGCUGCGCCCUUUCUGCGCUGACGACAGCUGGCCGGUGCGGCCUCGCAUCCAGGUGCUGCACAUCUUCGGGCAGUCGUUUCACCUGACGGAGGAGGACAGCAAACUCCUCGUGCUCUACAGGACGGAAGCCAUUCUCAAAGCCGCGUGGCCCCAGAGACAGGUAGAUUUAGCUGACAUUGAGAAUGAAGAGAAGCGCUGCUCUCUGUUCUUGGAACUUCUGGAAUCCAGUCACCAUGAAGUUGAAUUUCAGCACUUGGCUUUGCUCUUGCAAGCUUGGCCACCUAUGAAGAGUGAAUCUGUCGUAACCAAUAAUCCCUGGGUGAGGCUUGCCACAGUGAUGCUAACCAGAUGUACAGCAGAGAACAAAGAAGAAUUGGGGAAGGAAGUUCUGAAAAUUUGUCGCUCCUUGUAUGACACCAAGCAUAUGCUGCCUGCAGAGUGUGUGAAGGAGCUGUGCCUGCUGCUGCUGCACCAGUCCCUGCUGCUGCCGUCCCUGAAACUGCUCCUGGAGAGCCGGGAUGAGACCCUGCACGCCGCGGCGCUGGAGCAGAUCACAGCGGUUGCUCAGGUGAAUGAUUCAAACUGUGACCAAGAACUACUUUCCCUGCUCCUGGAUGCCAAACUGAUGGUGAAGUGCAUCUCCACUCCCUUCUAUCCGCACAUCAUUGACCACCUCUUGGCCAGCCUGCAGCAAGGGCGCUGGGACGCAGAGGAGCUGGCCAGACACCUGCAGGAGGCCGGCCAUCAAGCCGAAGCCGGGUCACUGCUUCUGGCCGUGAGGGGGACUCACCCAGCCUUGAGAACUUUCAGCGUGGCCCUCAGUGCCGGACAGCACUGGGUGUGAGCCGCGCAUGCUCCUGGGAGGAAAAGCGCGUCUGGAGCUGAACGCUGCUCCCAGAAGCAACGUGUCUACCUGCUGACUGUUCUCGGUGGUUCCAGCAAACUGCAAUAAAGCUGUACGUAAAUGA